Molecule: messenger RNA, 1816 nt
Organism: Cuscuta epithymum
Lineage: Eukaryota; Viridiplantae; Streptophyta; Magnoliopsida; Solanales; Convolvulaceae
Source: the annotation of a GenBank genome assembly
CCGGAAUUCCUUCGUUUCUCGUUAAGAUGGGCCAAAUCCAAAUUCUCCUCCUUCUCCUUUUCUCCUCAUCCGAAUAUUCCUUCCACUCUUCCAUCUCCAUGCUAUAACGGGCUCCGGAUUUCACAAUUCGGAGAGGAAUCGACAGAUCGGGGAUUUGAAUGGCGUCGGUGUUUCUGUACCACGUGGUGGGGGAUCUGACGGUGGGGAAGCCGGAGCUGGUGGAGUUCACGGAGACGGAGACGGUGGAAUCGGCGAUUAAGGCCAUAGCGGAGUCAACUGAGUGCGGGAUACCGGUUUGGAAGAAGAGGUGUCAGCCGCACGGCACGGCGGAGAGGGCGGAGAUGCGGCAGCAGAGGUUUGUGGGGAUACUUAACUCGCUCGACAUUGUUGCCUUUUUGUCCAGAAAGGAGUGUUUGGCGGAUCAGGAGAAGGCCAUGAAGACUCCUGUUUCUGAGGUGGUUGUGCCAAACAGUUCCUUGCUGAAAGAGCUUGAUCCUGCUACCAGUAAUUGAUAUCCAACUAAAGAUUGAUAGAUGCACUGGAGAUGAUGAAGCAUGGCGUGAAACGGCUUCUGGUUCCCAAAAUUCUUGUGUGGAGAGGAAUGAGCAAGCGUUUCUCUAUUCUAUACAACGGCAGGUGGCUCAAGACCAUUAAAACUCCUGCAACUAAUGCCAACCAACCAUCAUCAUGUGCUGCUUCCAUACGUGACAAGUUCUGUUGCCUGUCAAGAGAAGAUGUCAUCCGUUUUGUCAUCGGUUGCCUCGGUGCAUUGGCUCCUCUACCUCUUUCCUCCAUUUCCUUCCUCGGAGCCAUCAAUCCAAACUACUGCUCUGUUGAGUCAUCCCGACCUGCAAUAGAGGCGUCCCAAACAACCCCUCAUGAUCCCGGUGCAAUUGCGGUUGUGGAGGCCACUUUAGAAGGACACAGUAAGAUCAUCGGUGAGAUCUCCGCGACUAAACUGUGGAAAUGUGAUUACUUAGCUGCGGCGUGGGCACUGGCUAAUCUCUCUGCAGGGCAGUUUGUUAUGGGGGAGGAAAAUGUUUCAUCUUCAAGAUCAUUGCCUGAUUUUGCUGCUGUCAGGCGAGGAGAACAGGUUCUUAAACCCCCUAUAUUAGCUUCUGUUCAAGGGUCAACAAGCAGGGUGAGGAAAUUCAGCAGCAGGAGUAUUGGGUUCUUUAGCAAUAAUAUUGCAACCAACACGAGCUUAGGCGCGAGAAGCAUGUAUAGGGGAAGGAGUGCACCAUUGACGUGUAGGAUUACGAGUUCGCUGGCUGCGGUCAUGGCUCAGAUGCUGUCGCAUCGUGCUACUCAUGUGUGGGUUACCGAAGCUGAAAAUGAAGAGAAAUUGGUUGGGGUGAUUGGGUAUGCGGAUGUCUUAGCUGCUGUCACCAAAGCUCCACAUUCCCUCUUAAUUCCAGAUACCACACAUUCAUCUUAAAUACAAUAGUAUAAGAUUUGGUUUCUGAGCUCUACCAUACCUUAAGGAAGGUUAUAAUGAAGAAAGAAUUGCCUUAUGUUCUGUUAUGUCUGUUUGGUUGGCUUCUUUUUUCCUUUUGAUGGACUGGCGGAUUCAUUGUGCAGAUGAUGUGUAUACUUUGUAGUACUGUUUAAAAUUACCUUACGGUACAAUCAUUGAGCACACUAUUUGUAAGAUUAACAAUGAACAUACAAUUACAUUAGAUUAUUUGAGGUAAUACGCACAGUAGGAUUUUCUUCUCGUAUGAACCGUGAAACAUCGAUAAUGUAAGACUACUUUCAAAGGUUUGUUUGUUCAGUGAUAACACAGGGAAUGCAAACAAAUUAGCUUUACUUUGCU